AAGGGCAUUAUCGUAAGUGAAAAACCCCGUUCACUUUAUAGAAGUUCAUAUUUAUGUUGAAUCUCAUGAUAUUAUAAAAUCCCAGCAAAAAGAUCCUCCCAAAUCCGAAUUCAUUGAAAACAGCAGAGUGGGCUUUCACUUUGCAGAGGAGCAAAACCAUUGAUUGCUCCGAUCCCUUUCUCAGGUGCAUCAAUUCAUCUCUAAUUUUCACUUCUCUGGUUUUCUUGGAUUGGUGUUGAAGAUGAUGAGCUUGGGGCCUUGAAGGGGGGAGCAAUUGUGUAAAAAAAAAAAAAUGCGGUUGUUUCCGCUGAGCUCUAGCUCGAGCUCAAGCAUGGACAACGAGCAGCGCGAUGGCGUACAAAAAAGUCGGGCUCUGUUGUACCUCAAUGUCUAUGACCUCACGCCUGUAAAUAACUACCUUUACUGGUUCGGCCUCGGCGUCUUCCAUUCGGGCGUUGAAGUGCAUGGUUUGGAGUAUGGCUUUGGAGCACAUGAGUACUCUUCCAGUGGGGUGUUUGAGGUGGAACCAAGAAGUUGCCCGGGCUUCAUCUUCAGACGGUCAGUGUUGUUGGGCAGCAUUGAUAUGUCUCGUUCGGAAUUCCGAUCGUUUAUGGAACACCUUUCUGCAAAAUAUCAUGGGGACACUUACCAUUUGAUUGCCAAGAACUGCAACCACUUCACGGAUGAAGUUUGUAUGCGGCUAACUGGAAAGCCUAUACCAGGAUGGGUAAAUCGACUCGCCCGAUUAGUUUCAGGUUCUUUCUGCAAUUGUCUUCUGCCAGAAAGCAUUCAGGUUACAUCAGUAAGACAUCUUCCUGAUCAUCCAACAUGUUCUGAUGAUGAUGGGUCAGAAUCUGCUGCAUCAUUUGCAUCAGCAGAGAGUGAAGAGGAGGAGGCGGCGGCGGCAAAUCAUCAUCUGCUGACCGUACCAAGUAAUGAUGUGGCUUUUCUGAAGGAAAAACCAGUGAGACUAGCAAGGGAGGUCUCGUGAUUCUUUCCACGAAUUCCAAUUGGAAUUGUCUCGCUUUCUCUUGGGUGGUUCUGUUGUUUGUAUGAGCCUAGGUGUAUAAGUGAACAUUUCCCAACUAAAUUAUUCAAGAAUUUAAAUCUAUUUAUCCUGGUACGGCUUUGAUGCCCAUGAAUUGUAUAAUACCUGUAUUGUUGUGAAAUGUAUGAUUGUGCUCAGAUCAUCAGAAAUUUGUUAGUACAGUAUAAUUCAUAAAUCCAAAGACUGUUUGUAGAUCCUAGAAAAAUGUGUACGGGUAUUUGUAUAUUUUUGUUUUUGGUUUAAUUUUUACUCAGAAGUAAGAGAAAAUUCUUUCAA
Molecule: messenger RNA, 1324 nt
Organism: Corylus avellana
Lineage: Eukaryota; Viridiplantae; Streptophyta; Magnoliopsida; Fagales; Betulaceae
Product: PPPDE putative thiol peptidase family protein
Biological process (GO): protein deubiquitination
Molecular function (GO): deubiquitinase activity
Source: RefSeq, a predicted model, not a curated record